AAAGAAAGCAUGUUUUUGUAGGGUUAAGUUUCAAAUUUUUGAAUCUUAUGUUUAUUAUUGUGUUUUAAAACAAGAUUAUUAAAUAGAAAGCAACAUGAAAAUUCAUUUAACACCCGAUAAAGUGAGCUUCUCGCUUUUUACAACAGAACAAAUCAAGAAAAUGUGUGUUACUCAGAUUAUUACCCCACUUAUGUUAGAUCCCUUGGGUCACCCUCUACAAGGAGGUUUAUAUGAUCGUAAAUUAGGACCAUAUUCUGACAAAGAUACUCUAUGUGAAUCUUGUAACCAGACAUUCACCAAUUGCCCUGGUCAUUUUGGAUACAUUGAACUUCCUUUGCCAGUAGUAAAUCCUCUGUUUCAUAAAAUUAUUGGAACCAUUGUAAAAAUAUCAUGUUUAUCAUGUUUUCAGAUACAACUACCAACGCACAUAAAAAAAGUGUUAUGUAUUCAAAUGAAACUUUUAAAUUGUGGAAUGAUUACAGAAGCCAUGUCAGUAGAAGCAGUAAUAACGGAAUUAAUUUCAAAAUAUGAAAAGUUUGAAAAUAUUCCAACUGAAAGUAUAAAAAGUGUAUUAAAAUAUGAGGUAUUAGCUGAUGAAACGUUAAAGAAUUUAGGAGGGAACAAUAUUACCAGUCAAAAUACCGAAACACUCCGCAAUACUUUUGUGUCUAAAAUGUUGAAAGAUGUAAAAUCUAGAAAGAUAUGUCUAUUUUGCAAGACCAGAAUUAAUAAGAUUCAGGCACUAAAGAACCGAAUUAUUUUAACAACAAAGAAAGGUGACCUAAAUGAUUCUGAUGUGAUUAUGGGACAAAAAGUGACAGGUAUGGAGUCUAAAUACAUUACGCCGGAAGAGUCAAGGCAAUAUUUAAGAGAUAUAUGGAGACAAGAAAAAGAAUUUCUGCAACAACUUGUAUCUGUACUCUCAAAUGUCGACUGUGAACACCCAACUGAUGCAUUUUAUUUUGAAGUGAUUCCUGUUCCACCACCAAAUGUCAGACCUGUUAACUUGGUGAAUGGUAGAGUAUUAGAGAAUAAACAAUCGACUAGUUACAAAAAUAUCGUACAAAACGUUAUUUUUUUAAAAACUAUAAUACAAGUAGUACAAAGUAAGAACGAUAUUAAUGUCUUGUCAUCUGUGGAAGCUAAGACUGCCUAUAACAUUGCCAGAGGAAAUUCUCCUAUAGAAAAAUUAAACUAUUGCUGGGAAGAAUUGCAGAAUGACGUAAACGGGUUACUUGAUAAUGAAAUAACUCGUGGAGAAGGACAGGGAUUGAAACAGAUUAUUGAAAAAAAAGAAGGUGUUAUACGUAUGUGUAUGAUGGGUAAACGUGUCAACUUUUCCGCUCGCUCAGUUAUAACUCCUGACCCCAACCUUAAUAUCGAUGAAAUCGGAAUCCCAGAAGCAUUUGCUAAGAAGCUAACUUAUCCAGUAGCUGUAACUCCUUGGAAUGUUGAAGAACUAAGGAAAAUGGUUUUAAAUGGACCAAAUGUUCACCCAGGGGCCGUUAUGAUAGAAUACAAUGGGAUUCUAAAACGAAUUAAUCCCAAUAGUGAACAACAACAAAAAAGCAUAUUGAAAUGUUUGUUAACUCCCGAAGACGUUAAAGGACAAAAAGCACAAGGAAUUCGAAUCGUUCAUAGGCAUUUAUGUAAUGGUGACGUUCUGUUACUUAAUCGUCAACCAACAUUGCACAAACCUAGUAUAAUGGCGCACACAGCGCGAAUUUUAAAGGGAGAAAAAACUCUACGAUUGCAUUAUGCUAAUUGUAAAGCCUAUAAUGCUGAUUUUGACGGGGAUGAAAUGAACGCACAUUUCCCGCAAAAUGAACUUGCAAGAAGCGAAGGUUAUAAUAUUGUUAACGUUUCUAACCAAUAUCUCGUUCCAAAAGAUGGUACUCCUCUUAGUGGUUUAAUUCAGGACCACAUGAUUUCAGGUGUGCGACUAUCUUUAAGAGGAAGAUUUUUUAAUAAACAAGAUUAUGAGCAACUAGUUUACCAAGCUCUCUCGUACAAAACAGGUCGUAUAAAGCUGUUACCACCAACAAUUAUAAAACCACAAGUAUUAUGGUCUGGGAAACAAAUUUUAUCUACAGUUAUAAUUAACGUCAUACCUGACGAAAGGGAAUUAAUCAAUCUUACAUCAACAGCUAAGAUUUCUCCUAAAGCUUGGCAGAGAAGGCCGGCGAGGAGAUGGAGAGCAGGAGGUACUAUAUUUCCUGAUGACAAAGUUAUGAGUGAAGCUCAAGUAAUAAUUAGAGGUGGGGAACUUCUUGUGGGGAUUCUAGAUAAAACUCACUAUGGGUCGACCCCGUAUGGUUUAAUACACUGUGUUUAUGAGUUAUAUGGGGGUACUUAUGCAACAAGGUUACUUUCUUCGUUGGCCAAACUUUUCAUGAGAUUUCUGCAACAAGAAGGGUUUACACUUGGUGUACAUGAUAUACUUACGGUAGAAAGAGCUGAUGUUAGGAGAAGGCAAAUUAUAAAAGACUGUAGACAAAUUGGAAAAGAAGCCGUAACUAAAGCUUUAGAUGUACCUUUAGAUACUCCUGAUGCUGAAGUCGUUGAAAUAAUAGAAAAAUUAAGUGCUGUUGAUCCCAAAAUUAGAGCUACGAUAGACAGAUCCUACAAGUCUUCCAUGGAUAUUUUUACUAAUGAAAUUAAUAGAACUUGUUUGCCUGCUGGUCUUGUUUGUAAAUUUCCUGAAAAUAAUCUUCAGUUGAUGGUACAAUCUGGAGCCAAAGGUUCAACAGUUAACACUAUGCAAAUUUCUUGUCUUCUUGGUCAAAUAGAAUUGGAAGGAAAACGUCCACCUGUAAUGAUAUCCGGAAAAUCUCUACCUAGUUUUCCAGCAUUUGAGUUUACUCCGAGAGCGGGAGGGUUUAUCGAUGGACGAUUCAUGACUGGUAUUCAACCGCAAGAAUUUUUCUUUCAUUGUAUGGCAGGGCGUGAAGGCCUUAUUGAUACAGCUGUUAAAACCAGUCGGAGUGGAUAUUUACAAAGAUGUCUCAUCAAACAUUUGGAAGGUUUACGUGUUGGUUAUGAUAUGACUGUGAGAAACAGUGAUAAAAGUGUAAUACAGUUUUUGUAUGGAGAGGAUGGAAUGGAUAUUUCAAAAGCUCAAUUUUUCAAUGAUAAACAGAUGAGCUUCUUGGCCGAAAAUAUCAAGGUGUUCGGUAAUUCCGAUACGCUUAAACAGUUGAAGAAUGACGAAGAUCAAGAGGCUAUAAAAGAACAUGGGAAAGCGGUAACAGAAUGGAAGAAACAACACGGAAAUCCUUUAAACCGUGUAAGGCAAAGUCCAUUUUCACUAUUUGCUAGAUAUGUUCAGAAUCGGGCUGGAGAUAGAAAAAUUUUAAGUAAGGAGCAGUUAAUGAAACUUUGGUAUGAAUUAGACGGGGACAUCAAAAUAAGCUUUAUCGAACAAUGCAAGAAAUGUCCAGAUCCCAUAGAAGCCGUUUAUCAACCUGAUGCACAUUUCGGAGCGAUAAAUGAGAAAGUUACGAAACUUAUCAAGAACUAUAAAGGAUUCGACAAUAAAAAAAGCAAGAAAGAAUUUCAAGAUGUUAUAAAAUUGAAAGUAAUGGAAUCGAUGUGUUCUGCGGGAGAGCCAGUUGGACUUCUUGCGGCACAAUCAAUAGGAGAACCAUCUACCCAGAUGACACUCAAUACUUUCCAUUUUGCUGGAAGAGGUGAAAUGAACGUUACCCUCGGUAUUCCCCGUUUAAGAGAAAUCUUAAUGAUGGCUUCACAGAAUAUAAAAACGCCAUCGAUGGAAAUUCCAUUCUUGCAGGUUCCAGAUUUAGAAUAUAAGUCGAACGAAUUAAGAAAACUUCUGACCCGCGUGGUGGUAGCCGACGUUUUGGAAACUAUUGACGUCACUGUUGAACUUCAACUUAAACCCAUUAGGCAAUAUAAGUAUACCUUGAAAUUCCAAUUUUUACCGAAGAAAUAUUACAGUAUGGAUUAUUGUGUGAACCCCACAAAAAUACUAAAGCAUAUGAAAACAAAAUAUUUUGGUGAAAUGUUUGCAUCCAUCAAGAAAGUCAGUAAAAUUAAUUCAAACAUAGUAAUGAUGGAGGAAGAAAGAAUCAAGAAAAGUACAACUAAUAACGAAGAAGGUGAAGAUCAACCGGAAACAAAUGAAAGAGAAGGUGACAAUCAAAUUGACUCCUCAGAUGACGAAGUUGAAGACCAUGAAGAUGCUAAGCAAAGUCAUAAGUACCAAGAAACAAGGGAUGAUUUAGAACCAGAAGAAGAAGAAAAAGAAAAAUCUGAGGAUGAGGAUGAAGAUGAAGAUAACGAAACCCAAGCGAAUCAAAAAGAAACUGACAAUCAAGAGCAAGAUAAUGAAGUAGUUGAUAGUUACAAUUUUGCACAAAGUUAUUAUGAAGACCAACAAAAACAAUUGUGGUGUCAAAUAACAUUUGGUUUGCCCUUGUCGUUCAAAAAAUUGGAUCUUACUGCAAUUUUAAAAGAGACGGCUGGCAAAUCUGUUCUUUGGGAAACGCCCCAAAUUAAAAGGGCCAUUACUUAUGUUAAGGAUGAUAAACUAAUGCUUAGAACGGAUGGUAUCAAUAUUGUUGAAAUGUUUAAAUACAAUACGCUUUUAGACUUGCCACAACUUUAUUGUAAUGAUAUCCACAAAGUGGCCGAAACAUACGGUAUUGAAGCAGCUUCGAAAGUAAUAGUAAAGGAGGUUAAAGACGUAUUUAAUGUGUACGGAAUUAAGGUAGAUCCUCGUCAUUUGUCUCUAGUAGCGGACUAUAUGACCUUUAAUGGUACAUUUGAACCUCUCAGCAGAAGAGGAAUGGAAAACAGUGCUUCCCCUUUGCAGCAGAUGUCAUUCGAAUCAUCUUUAGUAUUUUUAAGGAAUGCAGCAAUUCGAGGCCGAGAAGAUGAUUUACAAAACCCUUCAAGUAGUCUUAUGUUAGGAAAACCAUGUGGAACCGGCACAGGAAGCUUUACCCUUUUACAUAAGUCUUUUGUAACAUGUUAAUAAAUAAAUUUUUAUAGAUA
This is a messenger RNA of Diabrotica balteata, 5016 nucleotides long. NCBI's taxonomy places the organism in Eukaryota, Metazoa, Arthropoda, Insecta, Coleoptera, Chrysomelidae. The record is from the annotation of a GenBank genome assembly.